Molecule: messenger RNA, 1125 nt
Organism: Alternaria viburni
Lineage: Eukaryota; Fungi; Ascomycota; Dothideomycetes; Pleosporales; Pleosporaceae
Exons: 1
Coding region: 1-1125 (374 amino acids)
Cellular component (GO): VCP-NPL4-UFD1 AAA ATPase complex
Molecular function (GO): polyubiquitin modification-dependent protein binding
Source: RefSeq, a predicted model, not a curated record
AUGGUAAGAGCGACCCAACCACCUUCUUUGUCCUACACUCACCACGAACAGUUCAACCCCAACUUUUACGACCAAGACGAUCCCAUGGCCAUGUACCAGUCCCUCGCCGCACGUCGCGGCGGCGCUCCUCGACGCUUCGAUGAGUACUUUCGAUGCUAUCCCAUCGUCAUGUUGCCUGGCCCGGAGCGCCACGAGGCAAACCACGGCGGCAAAGUGUUCCUCCCUCCGAGUGCUCUCGACAAGCUCACCAGGCUGCACAUCACAUACCCUAUGCUCUUCGAGCUCAUAAACGGCAAGGCGGACGGGAAGAAGACACACGCAGGUGUGCUGGAAUUCAUCGCAGAAGAAGGCAAGAUCUACCUGCCAUACUGGCUUAUGGAGACACUCCAGCUGGAGCCCGGUGACUUGCUACAAGUCAAGUCGACCGACAUCCCUCUCGGCACCUUUAUCAAGCUGCAACCACAAGACUCCUCCUUCCUCGACAUCUCCGAUCCCAAGGCCGUACUCGAAAACGCCUUCCGCAACUUCUCUUGCCUUACAGUCGGCGACAUAUUCACAUUUUCAUACAACGACAACGUGUAUAGCAUAGCAGUGUUGGAGGCCAAGCCAGAACACCCAAACAAGGCCGUCUGUACCAUCGAGACUGAUCUGUCAGUCGACUUCGCUCCCCCAGUAGGCUACCAAGAGCCCCAAAGGAACAGUGGCACAAGCACACCGCGCAGUGGAAAGGGCGUCAUGAGCGGCAAAGGCGGCACACUACACGCUCAAGGCACCAUGGCGGACGCGAUCAACUACGCGGCUAUCGCACCAUCAUCGACGACCGCAGCCAACGGAGCCAAGGCCACUUCCUCAAAUUUCCUCACCACCGGCCACAAGCUGCUCAAGAAGGGCAGCAAGGCGCCCACCCCGCAAGCGUCCACCCCCAUCGCGGGACAGUCCUCAAAUCCGCCCACGGCAGUACGACGCACCAACGGCCCGCAGCCGCUCAGACUACCACCCAACAAACUGUUCUUCGGGUACGAGAUCAAGCCACUCAAGGGCAAGGAGGAGGAAGGCGAGCAGAAAGAUUCGAAGCAUUUUGAAGGAUCAGGGCAGUCUCUGCGCAAGAAGAAGGGCGACAAAUGA